Messenger RNA from Sinocyclocheilus anshuiensis, 1194 nucleotides. RefSeq lists its product as uncharacterized. Lineage: Eukaryota; Metazoa; Chordata; Actinopteri; Cypriniformes; Cyprinidae. The record is from RefSeq and is a predicted model, not a curated record. The transcript is spliced from 5 exons. The coding region runs from base 102 to 596 and encodes 164 amino acids.
UCUCUAGGCAACGGUAGGAGGGACAACAAAAAAAGUCACAAGAUCUCAAACCAUCGAUCUGUUACAUUCCACCAGACUCAUUUGGAUAUAUUGUGGAAAAUAUGCCACAAGAACGAGAUCCUUUUCCAUUUCCGCGAUAUGAGAACGAUUAUACAUUUACAGGGAGUGAGGAAAUUCAGAAACUGGCAUAUGAGAAGCCAACCCACCUCGCACAAAAUGACGAACCCUGGAGGAGACUCCAUAACUCGACAACACAGGCUAGCUCUCGCCGAAAUGUCUUUCAUUAUGACACUACAGCACCAAAGAACAGUCUGGACAUUCAUCUGAAAUCCACAUACGAUCAUCAUCUAGGAUUGUUUCAAAACAAAAAUCAAACCGUGACGCAGAAGGAAACUGUUGCAUUGGAUAAUGGGACACUGAAAAACAAAGAACUAGAAGAAUCAAUGUGUGAGACUGAAAACAAAGGAAUGAGAGUGUGGGUCGACACCCAGAAGGCUUCUAUAUACAGUAUUAAAGGGUCCAUAGAGUCUCAUCACACCGCCUCUACAAACCGAGGUUACUCUCGUAAGCAUGAUGGCGGCUUUUACUCUACGUAACACAAUACAUAUGAUAUACAAGUUAAGAUGGGUUACCCGUACUCCCACAAGUUGGUUGAUAAACAAUGGGUAUCAGCAAUACCACGUAUAAGGGCUUGAAAAAAGAGAAUAAAAGAACCGUAGAUAUGCCGGUGUGGUCUCUUCUUUAAAUGAAUACAAUAAAAUUGUGAUGCUCACUCACUUCAAGGACUCGCUCACUGUUAGAAGUAAUGGUGAGAUCAGAAUCGCCGUUAUACUCAGUGAACAAGCAGAGCAUACUGGACCGAGAUCCAGCACCCUGCCUGUUCUAGUAUAUCUGAUCGAUUCAUCAUUUCUUACCACAGUUUCAACUGUGAAUGCCCAGAGUUUUGUGAAAAGCCUCACGAUCAUCGCUACAGAAGCUCCCGAGUCGGUUAUUAUCAUCUCUGUAUCCGAGCAGGGCAACAACUCGGACCAGAUCAAAUAAGAUCACGGUGUAGAUUUUUUUUUAAAUGAUCUCAUUCACUUACACACACACACACACUCUAACAAAACACAAACAUUCAAGCACACAAACAACCACUAUCAUACUCGCUCCACACACACGCGAACACAUUCACUCAAUGACCUCACAUCCUGG